CGAUGGCAGCGGCGGUGGUUUGUCCUCUACGAUGAUGGGGAACUCACCUACUCCGUCGACGACCACCCGGCAACCAUCCCUCAAGGUGUGGUCGACAUGAACCGGGUGCUGGAGGUAUCCCAGGCAGAGGACGUUACUGGCAACCAGUUCAGUCUUGCAAUCACAGCACCCGACAGAGUAACUUUCAUCAAGGGCACCUGUCGCGAGGAGUCCAGGUGGUGGAUGGAUGUCCUCUCAGUUUUCCCGAGAUCGCAAAAGCAACAAGGUCGGCACAAACGCAAUGCAACGUUCCCGGGAAUCAAGACAACAACAGUCUUAAAACAGAAUAUGGUGUCUCAUUCUCCAUCACCUUCACUCGCCCCCACCACCUUUGAGACGCCAAUAGGACAACGGGUCAGGUUCCUCAGCUGCACCACAGAUCCCCUGGGGAGCCGCCCCCCCUCUGCCCCUGCACUAGACAUGGAGGAGGACGUCUUCCCUACCAAGGACUCCUCUGCUUCUGGCACCCACAUUCCCCCUUCUUCCACUAGCCAGGCCCCCACCCCCACACCCCUGUAUCACUCCACCCCUCUGUCCUCCCUCCCUCCCCCUACCAGGAUCCUGAGGGACGAGCACAAGGAGAACACACCUCCAUAUGCUGAAGACUACACAGACAACCCACCCACCUCAGAGUCUCCACCUACGCAGGACAAGUUGAGUCACAAGUUCCGCACGCGGCGUGCAAUAAAGCGGGAAGUCCGAGGCCUCACACAGCCUAGGAGUAAGUCAGAAGUCACAGCAAUGUUUCCUGCUAACCUGCCGUCGUCAGUGUCUCCCCUGAGGCAUGGGUCCACAGCCACCACUGGACACACCACAGCCUCCCUGUACUCUUCCACUGGCAGCAUUGCCACUUCUGCUUACUCUACCCCGGAGGGCUCUCACUCCACACUCUCCCCUGCUCAUUCAGCUGUUGUCGAUGCUAUUUCCGCCCCUGAGCCUCGCACUGUCCGAAGGGCCACUAUCACCCUCACCUCCUCUCUCUCCUCCUUGAAUUCCCUCACUUCCUCUUCUUCAUCAUCCUCUUCCUCUUCCUCCUCCUCAGCUGGCUCCUCAGUAGGAGUUAGUUCAUCCCUAUCUUCUUCCCUGGGUGGUAUUGGGAGCAGUGGUGGGGACGGUGGUGGUGGUGUGGGAACCCCAUCAUUUCGGAGCCUUGAUUCAGGCGUGCAUGUUCCUACUAGACCCCACGCUCGCACGGCGCCCGACAAGCCAGGUGAAGUUACAAGACAACUUCUACUCUCAGACCUAGAAGAAUCAAAGCGUGAAGAAAAAUUGAAAGACAUUGCUGACUCAAUAACACGAUUGAGAGGGAGUUCCUCAUUAUCGUACCUAAGCAGCAAGCAGUCUGGUCUGGGGGAUGUGAAGCCGACGCGUGAAAGAGAUGCUCAAGAUGAGACAGAUGCUGCUCCUGAGGUCUCCAAGACAUCAUCAGAGGAAACAGCUGAGCCCUCGCAUCCAGACCAUCAGGUACGAGGUGACCCAGAUGGGUGUGGUCUAGAAGUAUCUCCUCCCUACACUGUCAAUCCAGACCUACAACGGGUUGACCUUCCUGCAGAGGACCUGCUUUAUAUAAAGAAGGGCUGGCUCAUGAAGCAGUCACUAAACCAUGACUGGAUUAAGUAUUGGUUUGUCCUACGAGGAACGGGCCUCAUGUUCUACCGAGACCCCACAGCAGAGGACAACGGCAUCUUAGAUGGCAUUAUUGACCUCAGUGUUGCUAAGUCCAUUGAAGAGUGUGAUGUUGCCAGAAAUUAUGGCUUCAUGAUAUUGACUUGGGAGGAGAAGAAGUAUGUCUUCUCAGCUGUAACAUCAGGCAUCAGAGGGAACUGGGUCCAAGCUUUAAGAAAUGCUGCCAACCUCAAGGAAUCCAAGGAUCGACCGCUGACCCUCGGAGAACAGAUUGAAAGGGAGAUUGUAGCCAAAAGGGACAGGCAUAAUUCACAGAGUUCGACUUUUGAGAGCAUGGCAGCGGAACGCGACCAAGGAAACGAUAUUCACAACGACUCCAUCUCCUCCGCCAACAGUCGCUAUGUAUUUUCAUCAGAUGAUGAGUAUAGGACUGCAUCGGAAACAUCAGGUGGGAUUCGUAUCCAGAACAAGGAGGAUAACUUUAAGUGCGAACGAGCCCGAUCACGCUCCAACUCAAGAACAAGGUCAAGCAAGAGAUCAAGGUCCUCCCCACCAACAUCACGCAGAAACACACGUGAUGACUUCCCAAGCAUUAGCAAAGAUGAAGUUCUAACAUCCUGCUACUCAGAAUCGGGAUCUCUCCACUCCAUCUCAGAUCUUGAUGCACAGCACAGGCCAGAAAAGGACAGCAGUGCCACAACCCUUACUGGUUCAGGUGAUGCUCUUUUGGUGGAUCUUUUGGAAACGCAGGUGGAGAGCCUUAAGGCCAAGCUAGAACAGACUCAGGCUGACUACCUGGAGCUCCACAAAGAGAACUCUGGCCUGAAGACCCGUCUGCGGAACGGUGGAAGAGCUUCCCCGUCCAACACGGCCACUGGGGCCCACCACCACCACCUCCACCAUCACCACUCAGAGCUAGACUUGUUCCACCAGUCCCCUCCCAUUAGAUCGAGAGCCAAGCUUGAGCUAAGUUUGGCUGACUCUCGCAACACCAUAGCCUCCCUCACGGCCGACCUCACACGACUCCGCAAAAAAUUGGAGGUAUGCGAAGGUGACUUGGACAGGUCCGAGCGUGAGGUUGAUAAGCUGAGGCGAGACAAGGAAGAGAUGAGCUCAGAUGCCCAGAGCCUGCGGCAUAGAGUGGCCAGUCUGGAGAACCAGGUCAAGGAGUUGCUUGAUCGGGUCGAGGAGCAAGAGCAUGACCUCUCAGAGAAAGCAUCUUGUGCCAACCAACUAAAUGAGCUACGGAAAAAGUACUCAGAGUUGCAGGAGCAGCUGUCGUGCCAGUCCGGGGUAGUAGACUGGAAACACCGUUAUGAUCUCUUGGAGAAAAAACUCCUGAGAGAGCGUGAGGAGUGGCAACUAAAGUACAAAGAGGUGACUUCUGCUCAAGCCAGUCGCCAUGAUGAGUCUGUCCGCACACUUACCAGGUCACUCCAAGAGGCAGAGAACCGUAUUCAGGGCCUGGUAACAGAGCUGGAAUGCGAGAGAGCAAGUGGUGCCAACGCCCCCACGAGAAUACCCAGGGCAAUGGAGAAGGCCGGCCUCAAGAGGGAAAACCAGGAGCUUACAACCCAGAUCGAGCACCUAACAAAUGAGUUGGCUCGGAUGCGAGAAAACCUGAAGUCUGAGAAGUCAGAAGUCUAUAAGUGGAAAGACCUUGUAAAGGAACUUCGAUCUCUCUUGGAUGGCAAAAAUGAUGAAAUUGAACGAAAGAGAGAUGAGGUGAAAGAGGCUCAUGCAAGGGAGAGCUCCAGCACCCCCUCCCUUGCCCCGGGCAUUCACCCCCAAGGCACCACCACUUCUGAGCCCCCCAUCAUUGUGGUUGAUACCCUGCGUGACUCCCUCAAGGAAACGCAGAAGGAGCUGGACCAUACAGCAGACCGCUUGCACAGAGGGAUUGAGGAGAAUGAAGCUCUUUGUGGCAGAAUCCGUGAAUUAGAGAGAGAUUUGCAAGAUCAGGCUAGAAGAGCAUCUUCAAGUCUCUCCAUAUCUAGCAGUCGUGAGAGAUUUUCUUCAAGAAAGAACCUUCCACGUAUUGAGUCCAUCACUGACCUCACAAACUUCGACCUUACUCAAGAUCCAGAGGACCUUGAUAAGGAGCAGUUAGUAGAUCAGUUCACUGAACUUCAGCUUCGGUUUGAGAAGGCUGUGAAUGAGAUCAAGGCACUGAAGAAGGAGAUUCGUGAUAUUCAGAACCAGCAUGACGACAUUGAGCUGUCAAAUCUGAAGCUGCGUCAGGACCUGAAGGGAAGUGAAGGCGACUUCAAUUCUCAGCUGAAUCUCAUGACUUGCAGGAUACAAGAUCUGACUAAUAAGCUAACUGCCUCUGAGAAGCAGGUUCGCCUUCUGAAGCAGAAGAUCAGCCGAGCAGAAAGCCGUGACCGCAGACGGACCCAGAGCUUGAAGGGCCGCGAGUCUUUCACUCUCUCAAAGGAUAUGGAGCUGAAGUUGUCUCAGUUGGAAGCAAAGAUUGAGCAGCUGCUUCAGAAUGAGGAAGGCAGCUGUUCUCCAGAGGUGGAAGGAGAAGUGAAGGAGGGAAAGGGUGAGACGAAAGAUACCAAAGUACCAAAGAGAUCAAAGAGUUUUGAUGAUUCCACCAAGUCGUCACGACUGCGUAGAAAAUCUCUGGACAGUCCUGGGAGUUCAGAGGCCAUGAAAGCCAUUGUGCGCCUCAAUGCUCUGGAGUCAAAGGUUUCUAACAUCACGGGAGAGGCCAUUCCAACGCCUUCACAUACUCCAAAGAAGGAGCCACGACCUAGGUCUCCCACACACCCAGUUUCACCACUGAGAUCUCCCAUGCGAUCACCUUCAGUUCCUCGCAAGACACUGCGGUCACCCAGAGCCACUCCAGAGAAGACUGUUAAAAUAAGUCGAUCUGAUUCAGAGACCAAAUCACUGCGGGAAAAAUUAGCAGCUUUAGAGAAAGUCUUGUCUACUCUGCAGUUGCAACUUGGAGAGUGUGUGGCUUGGGCAGGGUCAGUGGAGUGUAUAUGUUCUUGCGGGGCCCCAGGAAUCUCAUCUCUCCUGCAGAGAUUGAAUACUGCUGUUCGGUUGACUCAGCUCCGCCAUUCCCCACCUGAUCAGGCUCAGACUGAUCGGUUGCGUCCGUUGGUGUUACGUUUACAAGAUAUGCUCAGGGACAAGUUGACGGAUCUUAACAAUCGUCGAGACCAUCUGAAGGCAACGGGAAAGUGGACCCGAGACAUGCAGUUGAAACUGUUUGCGGAGCGACUUGCCUAUGAAACUCUGGUAAUGACACAGGUUUCACAGGUGGUACAGGCAGCCCAGAGGCCCCAUAUGUACGAAGCAUCAGUCAAGUUGCAGGAGCUGAUUGAGGCUCACCGCAAGUUAUCAUUCCUGGAGAAGAAACUCACCAAUCCUGAUUUUGACAUGGAGACAAUGGCACCGCUUGACUUCUACACGAGCCUGCUGGCAGAAAAGCUUGUUGUGCAGGGAGAGAUUGCAAUGAGUGUUGGACCCCAGCCUGGAGGAGGUAGAGGGACUAACACAACUCCUCCUGCCAUCCUGGGGGAGACAUGCCGUGAUCUACAGAGUCGGCUCCUGGAACGUGAGAGGUCGUUGGCCAACUUGGUAACGCAGUACAAAGAGGGCAAGCUUCAUGAAGUUGCUGUGGUGAUGGCCAGGGAGACUGUGACUGGAUCAGGACCUCCUCACGAUGAUUCUGUGUUACUGGAAGAGGUGCGGAUGCGAGAGGUUUGGUCGAUGGCACAGGAGUUGGUUAACCAGGAAUUGGUUAACAUUGAGGCAGCACAUUCCCUCAUGAGGCUCAGUCACCUUAUCUCGCCUUCAGAGACAUCACCUGAAGCAAUGACGCAGGUCACGGCUGCCACGCUUGAGCGCUGCCACACAGCUGCUGAUGAGUCUCUGCGGCAGGAAAUGGAGGAGGCCGUUUUCACUCUUAGUAACAAGUAUGAGGCAGUACUGGCACAGUAUAGAGCAGGUGACACUGCAGUUAUCAAUUCAGUAACAGCUACCAUAGAUAUGGUACUAUCAGAGUUUGCUGCAGUUGUGGCACAAAAGGCAGUCAUUGAUGGUCAGUUAGCAGUGGUGCAGAGUGAAGGAGAUACAACAACAUCCACUUGUGAACAUCUCAACAUAGUGGAGGAAAACAGAGACAUGAUAGGUUCUGCUAGUGAUGUUGUAGCCAGUGAGGCUCACCUCCUUAUGUUCCUGGGUGGUUGUGAUUCCUCCCUAGAGAGUCUGGUGCAGCCUGCUCUUGAUCAGGCAGAAUUUGCCUUCCUGUUUAACAAAAUGUCAGCUCAGGGGAACUCUGAACUGACCAAGCUUGUCCUCCAAGCAGCCAGUCAGGUCAGGCCAGAAGCCAGCCCAUCUUCCCUCAAGUCACAUCCUACAGACUUUGGGAAGGAAGGCGAUAAUGAGUUAAGUCCUAGUCUUUCUCAGUCGUCAUCACCCACCAAGAUGCCACCUUCCCCCAAGGCCAAGAGAAAGAGUGAGACAUCACGUAGGUCACGCAGAGCUUCAGACAUCACUGGUAUGGCAGACGGAUGCCGCCAGUGCGAAGAACUGCGGCAAGAGGUUGCUAAGCUCAAGAAGAACUUGGAUUCUAAGCGUGUGAAGGAGAGAGAAGCAGAAUGUAAACAGUGCAUUGAGUAUCUCAACACUCUCAAGGCUCUGGAAAAAGACCACAAAAUAGCAAUGUCAGCUCUCCAGUCCCAGCAUGAGGAAGAACUGUCAAGGCUGCGGGAACAGUCAAGACACGAACCUCCAACACGGGAUAGUGAUGAUGAAUUAACUGAACUCAAACGACGUCUGUGCCUGCUGGAGGAGGGCUAUGAGGCCCAGAUCUCUGCUCUCAAGCAACAAUAUGAAGAGUCCAUUGGAAGUCAGCCAGACAUGUGUGAGGAGAAAGUCAGGCAGAGAUACCAGGUGGAAAUAGAGCAUCUCAGGGGUCUGUGUGAGAAAGGUCUGGGAGCUAUGGAGAACUCUAACAAACGCAUGUUAGCGGAAUUGGAGGAAAAGCACAGGAGGGAACUGGCAGCAUUACAGGCAGAAAAGGAACAAGCACUGGCUGAAGAGACACAGGCUACCCUGGCUGCCCUGGAUGCUAUGAGGAAAGCACAUGAGGCUGAGGUUCAGAGAGAGAUAGCCAAGUUCAAGGAGGAGUUCAUUAGGAAGAUGCAGUCAGGACACGACAUUGGUGCCAUUCACAAGGAGCAUGAGGCAGAGAUGGAAGAUAUUCGACAUGAAAUCCUGUCUCUCUCGCAGAAGUACUCUAUUAAAUGCCUGGAGUCAGCUGCCUUAGAGGAGAAGGUGGACUCACUGAGCAAGCAACUUUCUGAUACCAGUAAGCAGGUGCUAGAGUUGGAGGCAAGGAACAAGCAGCUGAAAGUCCACCUAACUGCACAGGUUUCACAGCUGCAAGCAAAGGAUGACUGUGGUCGUGACCUGAGCACACAACUGCGAUUGCGGGAAAGUGAGUUAGCCUUAUGCAAUGAGGAGAUUGCACGGCUGACUCAACAACUGCAACAGGCACAUUCACACGAGGCCGACCUGGGAGAGCUAUGCCGGCAGCUGGGCCACUUCCUCAAGGCCGAACGACAGUUGAGGACAGAUGAAGUAACAGCUCUUAGGGAAAAACUAGAGCAUAUCAUCCUCACAGCCGCCAACAUGCAAGAGCAGCGCAGUGACACCAAUACAGGGAACGACACAGACACAAAGUCUCCAUUGCGAAGAGGGGCGAGUUUGAGCUCGGCACGGGGGAAAGAGUUGAUGCGUUCUCCGAGUUGCCCUCGUUUGUCUGGCUUCUCGUCUUUUUUAGCGGUUGGCCCCUCUCUGGGGGGAACGGGGCCACCAGCACAGACCAUGGCAGACCUUCCCUCCCCCCUAGCAGGGAUGGUUGCUUCUCGGAAGAAGGUGUUCGAGACAUCCAAGGCUUUCACGGAAAACAUAUAGAGGGAGAGACUGCUGCUGGUGUAAAUAAUGAUGGAGAGCACAGCAUUGUGUUAGAGUCAGUCAUGGAGGAAGAACAUGAAGAAAAUGCUGAAAAUGAUUGUAAAUUGAAACUUGAGGAUGAUGAUGCAGUUUGCCAAGAAGUGCAGAAGGCUGGAGUAGUACAAAAGAUGGUUCGAAAAUUCAGUCAUCGAGGAAUGAAACAAAUGCCGCUUUUAGUGCGGCGAAAUACUGUUGCUCGUUGCACUAACUUUGCGGAUGAUGUCAGAGUUGGUAAAUCAAGCACCUUGCGACAAAGUAGUCAGGUUAUAUGGGAUGAUGAUAUUACAGGUGCUGAUGCUGCCACAGACCAUGAAUUUUCAUCUCUAAUGAAAAGAGUAAAUGAUAUUAAACUUGAGGGGAGAUUUUUCACAAAGGAGGACAGCAUUCAAGGUGAGACUUCAUCACUGAGCCGUGGAUCAGCAUCAAGAAUGUCCUUGCCAUCAGGAGCUCUGAAGUCAUACAUGCGCAGUACAAAGGCAUCUGUGAUGAAAACAAGGGAGAAUAGUCCACCUUGUGCUGUGGAAACUAACAAAAACCUGCCAGCAAGUAAAGGCUCACAAACUUCGCAAGUCUUUACAAGUGCUAGCAAAAGACCAAGCUUAUCUAAGGGUAAAACUUUCACUUCUUCAUCAGAAGGUGUUGAAAGUUUGCCACGAAGGAAAGGAGUGGUCGUGAAACCAAAUAUACCACCAGUCUUGUUGAAAGGAAUAAACAAAAUGCAAAAGCUAGCAUCCUCAUCACAGGCAACAAAUAAAUGCAGUGAAGGCCAGACCAUGGUGCCAUCUGCUGUAAGCACAGAGAAGGAUUGCUUGAGUGUUUGCAGUAAGACUGAGAAUAAAGAAAAGAGCCAAGAAAUGGCAGCAUCUCUACCCCACCAUCUAUUGAGUGGCCAGUGCCAGGAUAACUGCAGUCAGUGUUCACUUGUUGAUUUGUGGUUCACCAUAUGGCAUGUUGAAUUUCACAAGAAAUAAAGUUUAAGCAAAGUAUAUACUUCAGAGAUUUAGUGUAUAGAGAAAGUAAUUGUUUUUUUUCACAUUCUAACAUACUUAAUAUUCACUGGCCUAUCAAUAUCAUUGUUUUUAGUGCAUAGCAAGAGCUGUGAUUGACACUGUAGUCAUUCUAAUAUACUGUCAGCCAAUAGGUAUGCUUAAAUUAUGAACUAACUGCAAGCCAUUACAAUGAGGAUAGAGCCAAAGUUACCCAUAUUCCCCUUUGCAAUGAACACAUGAAGAGCAUAUUAUAACUAUAAAGUGGGGAUUGGAGGAGAUUAUCCCUAGAAAUUUAUUGAAUUGUUGCAUUUGUUGUAAUAUUGUGAAUGUACUACAAAGGAUAUUAAAAUUAUUUACAUAUCUCUGAUCUCUGUUGGUCUUGAGUUUGCUGUAUGGUUUGUGUGGAGUCUGUCCAGGUUGAAGUAUUUAUUGUAGUGCUAUUUAUUUGGCUGUUUGCCAAGUUUCAUCAAAACAUUUGCAGGGAAUGAAAUAUAAUAUUAGACAUUUUUUUGUCUUUAUUUCUACAUUUUGUCCUUAUGACUAAUGGGGGUUUUUGUGUAUAUUGUUAAAAGUCUCAAUCAUGCUUACUAAUGACUAGUAACCUUGCAAUUGUACAUGUUCUGUACAGCUAUUUGGUAGUUUUAUGAAAGGUUUAUCAAUGAACAAAAUGUCUAUAUAUUUUAAAUAUAUAAAUAAAAGAA
Penaeus chinensis is the source of this 9331-nucleotide messenger RNA. Its product is annotated as protein MLP1 homolog. The record is from RefSeq and is a predicted model, not a curated record. Lineage: Eukaryota; Metazoa; Arthropoda; Malacostraca; Decapoda; Penaeidae. Gene Ontology annotation, molecular function: actin filament binding. Gene Ontology annotation, biological process: actin filament organization. Gene Ontology annotation, cellular component: actin cytoskeleton. The transcript is spliced from 36 exons. The coding region runs from base 97 to 7602 and encodes 2501 amino acids.